AGAAGACGGGAGUUUCGCAGUACUGCCCAGUCGUUGUUUCACACCGGACGUAUUUUUGUGAUACACAGGCGGCAUGGACGCUGAAUCCCAGCGUGUGUUGGAAUAUUUGACAGAAGUUGAGGAGGCAGCAGAGGAUGUUCUCACCACUAAACAGCAGAUUGUGGACCUGGACACAAAAAGGAACAGGAACAGGGAGGCACUGAAUGCACUGAAACAUGAAAUGUCAGAUUCAGAGAAAGUGAAGGUUUGCUUUGGGAACAUGUUCAUCAAAUUUCCCAAAUCUAAGACAAAAGAGAUGAUUCAGAAAGAUCAAGAGCAGUUGGACAAGGAGAUAAACGACCUUCGCAAAGGCCUGAAAGCAAAAGUCAAUCGUCUCAAUGAGAUGCAAGGAAAACCAGAGCUGAGAGGCUACACUCUUUCCCCACUGUCCACUGAUGAAGUCAAAGCUAUUAACAGCCUUUUAAAGAGGUGACAUGGCAUCUGCAGAAUACUGCGGAGGACAUGAAGGGCAAACGGCACAAGUUGCUAAAGAGCCUCACCUGCAGCGCUCAGAUUUGCAGACGUCCUGACCUCUGGAUGAUGUGAGGACAUCGUGAAUUAGCAUCAUAACACUGAACAGUAGCUGUGUGGCCGACAUCUGCAAGUUGUUCACUGAAUACCGCUCAAACAAGAGCUCGGCUUUAUUAUCUACAAUCGUUUUAAAAGUUAAGUUUUCAGUUUUUGAGGCCUUUUUUUCAAACAGUAGUCAGGUUUUGCUUACUGUAGUUCUAAAACAGCCCUUCAUAAGUGAUGGGGGACAAAAUCCACAGCCGUCCUUCUUUCAAUAGAUUGCUUCAGCUGUCUGAAUUUGACAGAGCAAUUUGAUUUUAUGUGAGUAUUAAUAUUUUUACUACUUAAUUCCCUUGUUUAGUUUCUGUCUUUCCCCUGUAGUCCACCUUGGAGACAAAAAGACAGAAUUUUACACAUUGACUUUAUAAGAUAAACACUUCAACUGUCCCCCUGAGACAGCUUCUGAAUACAUUACUGCACUGGAGGGAAGGCUGCAUGUUUAAUCCUCUAUGAUGUACGCUGAACGUACCAUGGAAAAGCAUAUUUUAUCAACAAAUACAUCCUGGAGGGAUGAUUGUAGCGAGCGAAACCUGUUUCUGAAGACAUAUGGUAAUGUAACUAUUGUUUUUGGCAGGCUUGAAAAACUGUAGACCUGUCUCUAAGAUAUGUGUAUGGUUUCCAGAUGGGGUGAAUCAAGCAAAUACAGUCAUGAUAUUAAAACAUCAAGCAUACAUACAUAUGUACAACACUGCCAUUUUUUUCUAAUAAAGCCACUGAUAUUAAAAGGA
Messenger RNA from Acanthochromis polyacanthus (spiny chromis), 1337 nucleotides. RefSeq names its product p53 and DNA-damage regulated 1 (gene pdrg1). Bases 74 to 472 code for a protein of 132 amino acids. The record is from RefSeq and is a predicted model, not a curated record. Gene Ontology annotation, cellular component: prefoldin complex. The transcript is spliced from 5 exons. NCBI's taxonomy places the organism in Eukaryota, Metazoa, Chordata, Actinopteri, Pomacentridae. Gene Ontology annotation, biological process: protein folding.